Neurospora hispaniola is the source of this 339-nucleotide messenger RNA. RefSeq lists its product as uncharacterized. The transcript has 2 exons. The coding region runs from base 69 to 236 and encodes 55 amino acids. Lineage: Eukaryota; Fungi; Ascomycota; Sordariomycetes; Sordariales; Sordariaceae. The record is from RefSeq and is a predicted model, not a curated record.
UACGCAUUCUCGUGUCCAUUGCGGCUCUCGAUGCCAGGUGUUGCGUGGAAUUAGCGUAGCCUUGAUGAAUGAUGAAUGUCUUGAUUGUUGUCUUCUCAAGUCUCCAGCGAGCUGACGGCUCCGUCAACGAGCCUUAUGUACAGCUCAUGGUAGAGGUAGCUGCUUCCCUCAACGGGAAAACCCCGUGUCACCAGGAGAGUGCGGCCCGGGACCGUGCGAUCAUGGAAACUUGGUGACCUGAUGAGGGAGGCACAAUGGUCUUGUUGUCAACAGGAGCUUCAGUCCCGGUUGAUCUUCUCAACCGCCUCCUCAUCUACCUGUAGAGGUAGCGCCCAUGGA